Messenger RNA from Myotis brandtii (Brandt's bat), 622 nucleotides. RefSeq names its product monocarboxylate transporter 8-like. The transcript is spliced from 3 exons. Lineage: Eukaryota; Metazoa; Chordata; Mammalia; Chiroptera; Vespertilionidae. Bases 188 to 622 code for a protein of 144 amino acids. The record is from RefSeq and is a predicted model, not a curated record.
CGAAGGGGGAGGAGGAGAGGGCUGGAGGGAGCGUCUGUCGCGGGACAGGCUGGCCAGCUUGGGCGAGGAACCGGGAAGAGGAGGCAGUGGUGGCAGCAGCAUUUCGAGCACUAACAGCAGCAGCAGAAACUACCACCAGCCACAAAGCGUCUCCUCCGGCUCGAGCAGCCACAGUCCCCUGUCUGUGAUGGCGCUGAAAAGCUCAGAAAGCGAGGAAGCCAAGGGGCCCUGGCGGGAGGCAGGCCAGGAACAGCAGGAGCCAGUGGGUAACCCUCAGCCAGAGCCGGAGCCCUUGCCAGUGGUCCCAAUGGAGCCCAAGCCAGAGCCCCAGCCCCAAACAAAUCCUGCAGCCCUGCCAGAGCUGGAGCUUGAGCCUGAGCCAGUGCACGAAUCGGAGCCUAUGCCCACCGUGGAGACCCGCGGUACAGCGCGCGGCUUCCAGCCCCCCGAAGGUGGUUUUGGCUGGAUGGUGGUCUUCGCUGCCACCUGGUGCAAUGGCUCUAUCUUUGGCAUCCAGAACUCCUUCGGGAUCCUCUACUCCAUGCUGCUGCAGGAGGAAAGAGAGAAGAAUCGCCAAGUGGAGUUCCAAGCAGCAUGGGUAGGAGCAGAAGAAAAUACUUAG